ACUUGUACAUGAUCAUAAAUUAGUUCACAAUACAGCGUAGUGAUGACUCAAACAUUCCCAUUGAUGUGAAAGUUGUUCCUGCUGUGACUUUAAAUGAUGGGAAUCAAACUCCUCCCACUUGCUUCUCUGUCAACUGAAGAAAAAAAAAACUCCCAUGCGUCGGAACGAGAAUGUGGUAGGAUGUGGAGGAAGUUCAAAACAUUGAAAAUAAUAGUUUAGACGUUUUAUUUAAGCUUAAACACGAUCUUACGAGUCGCGGGGCGCAUUGGAGUUCCUCCCUGAUGGAAAGGGAGAAGAUCGAGCGAAGAAGGGGGCUGUUUUUGAGACGGUAAAAAGUAGUUGUUGGCCGUUGACUAUGUAGAAAGUGCUGGAUAGAUAUCGGGACCGAUAUGUCUAAUGUGACGGCGGGUAAAAGCGUGGAGUGGCUGCAAGUGGAGUUGGAAUCCGGCGGCGGCUCGCUGUUGCUGCUGGACUGCCGCUCUCAUGAGCUCUACGAAUCAUCCCACAUCGAGUCCGCCAUCAACCUGGCCAUCCCCGGACUCAUGCUGAGGAGGUUCAAGAAGGGAAACGUGCCCAUCCGGACGAUAAUCCCGAACCACGAGGACAAGGAGAAGUUCGUCCGGAGGUGUCUGACGGACACGGUGAUUCUGUACGACGAGAGCACCGCCAACUGGCAGGACACUGGAGCUCCCACCACAGUUCUGGGUCUGCUUCUGCAAAAACUCCGGGAGGACGGCUGUAAAGCGUAUUAUCUGGAAGGCGGCUUUGUAAAGUUCCACACGGAGUUCCCAGAGCACUGUGAGACCCUCCUCGACAGCUCCUGUCCCAGCUCUUCUCCGCCUCUGUCAUUUCUUGGGUUUGGAAACCUCCGGAUCAGCUCUGACUGUUCUGACGGCGACUCGGAUCGCGAGCCAAGCAGCGCUACAGAGUCUGAGGAGAGCCCUCUCCCAAGCAACCAGCCUGCCUUCCCGGUACAGAUCCUCCCCUACCUGUACCUGGGCUCUGCGAAAGACUCCACUAACCUGGAUGUGCUUGGCCAACACAACAUUAAGUACAUUCUCAACGUCACACCCAAUCUUCCUAACAUGUUUGAGCACGAUGGACACUUCAGGUACAAACAGAUCCCUAUUUCAGACCACUGGAGUCAGAAUCUGUCCCAAUUCUUCCCCGAGGCCAUAUCAUUUAUAGACGAGGCCCGGUCCAAACAGUGCGGCAUCCUAGUUCACUGUCUGGCUGGUAUCAGUCGCUCCGUCACCGUCACCGUCGCCUACCUGAUGCAGAGACUCAACCUCUCCCUCAACGACGCAUAUGACUUUGUCAAGAGGAAAAAGUCCAACAUAUCUCCAAACUUUAAUUUCAUGGGUCAGCUGUUGGACUUCGAGCGGACGCUGGGACUACGCAGCCCGUGUGACAACCGCACCACCACCACGAACGAGCAGCUCUUCUUCACAACGCCAACCAACCACAACGUCUUUCAGUUGGACACGUUAGAGUCAACAUGAGAGUCGCUUCUUCAUUCCACCGGCACCUCAGGCGCAGUACUCACCUCAGUGUCCUUCUUGCCUUAAUGUCACAUCUCAGAGUGAAUUUCACUCUCCGCCAUUCACGGUUUUCCAAUGCUCUCCCAUGUUAGCAGGGAUGUCCUGCUCAACCACGGCUGUUAUCUCGGCUCUCAAGACAAAUCUGUUGUAUUUAUUACUGUUGCCAUGAUGGCCUAAAAGGAAUUAUUGACCAAUCCGAAUGUCCUCUGGGGACCAGUCGUACAAUGCUACUCAAUCUGAUGUCAUUGACUGGGUAGCAAAGUGGUCCUGCCAAUCACUCAUGCCUCUUCUGACCGUGAAUCUCAACAUAAAGCACAGAAUCAAAAUAUAAAUGCCAUAAAUGGCCUCCAGGGUUAUUCCUUCAGUGACCUCAUCACAGGAAGCUGCACUUGGUUCUCGUAAAUUACAAUUCUAGUUGUAUCAUUUCCUGAAAACUGGAGUUUGUUAUUGAAUCAUAUCCAUUUAUUUCUCUAGAUGGAUGAUGUACCUGCUCAUGACUUUGACCGGACCCCAAGUUGAUCUGCUUGAGGGGCGGAGAAGAUAAUGGGACAUCCAUUAAAGACAACUCAUUUUUGUUCCUGGUUUACUGUUCAAUUAAACGAAGCGUUGAGUCAAUUGCCCAGAUCUAGCGAAUUAAGUGAAUGAUGGGGGAUUAAAAGUAAAUGAGUUUCUGUCCUUACCUCACCCAGCGACAUCUUCAGGGAUUGUGUGUUGGAGGCAAAUGUUUGUCGACACGGCCUCUUAAAUGAAAUUGCGUCCCAGGGCUGUUGUUUGUAAAGGAAAAGUACUUGUUUGUGAUGAAAGCCACAGUGAUUCUCAUCUGAACGUUAUACACAUUGAACUAAAUGUCCAAGGUAUUCUGUACAAGUUUAUACAAGAAAUAUAUUUUUACUUGACUGCUGCUUCCUGGAGUUUUUUUUAAUUUUUUUUUACUUUUUUUCUGAUUUAAGGUAGAGUUGUGUGCCUUUUGAAAUGAGCCAGAUUAUCGCGAUUUUACAAUGCAAUGACUAAAUUCACAGCAAAUUUGGUUCUUAAAUGUUGACCUUGUUUUCUAGGAAUCAUCUCAGUCUCGUCGAAGAUGAAGGAAGCAUGUUGUUUAAGGUUCAUCUGUUUCAAGUCUGGCUCACGCUUUAUUUCUUGCCUCAUGUCGGUGUUGUAUCGAUUCUCCUCUGAACUGAUGUCAACACUUAACUCUCACUUCACAGGUCGACGCACUGUCAGGGAUGGCAAGGCUGUCGAGGGCUGCUGUCCACGUCAAUAGCAUUUUUGAGUCACCAAGAGUCCUUGAAGAUCUUUUGCGGAGGUUAGUUUUGAUCUGGAACUUAAGAGUUUUUUCAUCCUUGGUGGCAUCCUUAUGUACUUUACAGACUGAAAUUGCAUUUCUGUACAGUUAUUGAGCGACUGCUUUAUUCAUUUUGACUUGGGGAAAUUCUGUAAGUGCCAUCACUUGCAGAGGCAAAUCUACGGUGUUUAUUAGUUGCUUGUGCUUAAUGCUAAGAGUAACUCAAAAAUCUCCAAGUUAAACUGCUCAUUCAGUCAAUCACUACAAUAGUCGAUGAGGAUUUGGGAUGCGGGGCAUUCUCUCAUUGAAGUGCUUCACCGUAAGUGAUUUGACAGCAGAGGAGAGCUCUCCACUUUCUAACAAACUGAGGGCAAACAUGACUGGACCUGCUGAGCGACAACUCUCAGUUGUGAUCAUAAAAGCUGUUGAGUGAUGGCUCUCCCGGCAUGACUGAACCUGGCUGGCCAACAUACCUGCAGGGCGAACCUGUGACUGAA
Synchiropus splendidus (mandarinfish) is the source of this 3320-nucleotide messenger RNA. Its product is annotated as dual specificity protein phosphatase 7-like. Gene Ontology annotation, cellular component: cytoplasm; cytosol. The transcript is spliced from 3 exons. Gene Ontology annotation, biological process: negative regulation of MAPK cascade; protein dephosphorylation. The record is from RefSeq and is a predicted model, not a curated record. Gene Ontology annotation, molecular function: MAP kinase tyrosine/serine/threonine phosphatase activity; protein tyrosine/threonine phosphatase activity. The coding region runs from base 390 to 1502 and encodes 370 amino acids. NCBI's taxonomy places the organism in Eukaryota, Metazoa, Chordata, Actinopteri, Syngnathiformes, Callionymidae.